AUGUCUGAAGAGCUGACCUAUGCCGAGGUGCAGAAGCACUCAACCAAGAAAGAUCUAUACCUCGUUAUUCACGACAAGGUCUACAACACCUCAUCUUUCGUCGAUGAGCAUCCUGGUGGCGAAGAAGUCCUCCUCGACGUAGGCGGUCAAGAUGCUACCGAAGCCUUCGAAGAUGUCGGCCAUUCGGACGAAGCCCGCGAGAUCCUCGACGGCCUGUUGGUCGGAAAACUGAAGCGUGUCGCUGGUGAUCCUGCUCCCAAGACUGGUGGCACCGACAAGAUCUCUGCUGGUCCAGGCAAAAGUGGCGGCGACACCGGGUCUGGCAUCGCGCUAUACGCAAUCCUCGUCGUUGGUGCCGUCGUUGCAUAUGUUGCCUACGGAUACGUGCAGAGUCAAGACACAAAAUAG
Molecule: messenger RNA, 408 nt
Organism: Exophiala bonariae
Lineage: Eukaryota; Fungi; Ascomycota; Eurotiomycetes; Chaetothyriales; Herpotrichiellaceae
Exons: 2
Coding region: 1-408 (135 amino acids)
Biological process (GO): sterol biosynthetic process
Cellular component (GO): endoplasmic reticulum membrane; intracellular membrane-bounded organelle
Molecular function (GO): heme binding
Source: RefSeq, a predicted model, not a curated record